AUGUUUGCCACUCAGAACCCGUAUGGAGGCGAGUUUUCGCAGGGUAUGGUGACGCAGAAUGCGCCGCAACCGCAGCAGCAGCAGCAGCCUGGGCAGGGAGCACACGCGUUGGACGACCCAAACGUUUAUCAUUGGAUAUGCCAGCUGGCAUACGGGCCGCAGAGAGAGCAGGCAUUGUUGGAGUUGGGCCGCAAACGCGAGCAAUUCGAGGAUCUGGCGGUGGUGCUGUGGUCGUCCUUUGGGGUGAUGGCGUCGCUGUUGAACGAGAUUAUAUCGGUGUAUCCGAUGUUGGAGCCGCAGCUGUUGUCGAACCAGCUAUCGAACCGGGUGUGCAACGCGCUGGUGCUGCUACAGUGUGUGGCGUCGCAUCCCGAGACGAAGCAUCUGUUCUUGCAGGCGCAUAUCCCGCUGUUCUUGUUCCCGUUUCUGAACACCACGUCGAGGCAGAGAACCUUCGAGUAUCUGAGGCUGACGUCGCUCGGGGUGAUCGGGGCGCUGGUCAAGAAUGACUCGCAGGAGGUGAUCAGUUUCCUGCUCCGGACCGACAUCAUACCGCUGUGUCUCAGGAUCAUGCAGUCGUCGUCGGAGCUGUCCAAGACGGUGGCGAUCUUCAUCCUGCAGAAGAUCCUGCUCGACGACAUCGGUCUCCAGUACAUCUGCGCUACGAUGGAGAGGUUCUACGCCGUGACAAACGUGCUCAGAGACAUGGUCGACCAGCUGACCCUGCACACGCCGCCGGGCAGACUGCUCAAACACAUCAUAAGGUGCUAUCUGAGAUUGAGCGACAACCUCGAGGCAAGAAGGCUCUUGAAAGUCGCGUUGCCGCAGAAGCUCAGAGACAACACGUUCACAGAGAUACUACGGGACGACGUCGGGUCCAAGAGGUGUCUCGCGCAGCUGCUCCUGACGCUCAACGAGGACUCCUCGUGA
Messenger RNA from Torulaspora globosa, 930 nucleotides. It is a transcript of the gene CAF40, whose product is annotated as CCR4-NOT core subunit CAF40. The record is from RefSeq and is a predicted model, not a curated record. NCBI's taxonomy places the organism in Eukaryota, Fungi, Ascomycota, Saccharomycetes, Saccharomycetales, Saccharomycetaceae. Gene Ontology annotation, biological process: mRNA catabolic process; negative regulation of translation. Gene Ontology annotation, cellular component: CCR4-NOT core complex; P-body; CCR4-NOT complex. The coding region runs from base 1 to 930 and encodes 309 amino acids. The transcript has a single exon.